This is a messenger RNA of Medioppia subpectinata, 935 nucleotides long. Lineage: Eukaryota; Metazoa; Arthropoda; Arachnida; Sarcoptiformes; Oppiidae. The record is from the annotation of a GenBank genome assembly.
GUUGUUGACAGUUGUCGUGACAACCGAUUGAGUGAUUUGUUGUCACUUUUAGUCCACAUUUGAAAGCAAUUAAUUAAUUGAUUGAUUAAGUAAUGACUUCUUCGGCGCCGGACGUGUUGUUUGAGUUGAGGAAUGGCUUCUAUUUGGCUAACUAUCAACAGGCCAUCAAUGAGGCACUCAAAGUGAAGGUGUCAACGAGUGAACAACAGCUCGAGAAGGAUGUCUUUAUGUACAGAUCAUAUGUGGCACAGAAGAAGUAUGGAGUGGUUUGCGAUGAGAUCAACGCUUCCAAACCAUCACAACUACAAGACAUCAAACUUUUGGCCAACUAUUUGGCCGCCGAUAACACGAAGAGGGAAAAUAUUGUGAAAGAUUUGGAGACAAAAGCGCAGACUUUGGACGCGAAUGAUUGGAUCCAGUGUUUAAUGUUUGCCACUAUUUAUUAUCACGAAAAUAAUUUGGAGACCGCUUUACGUGUAUUGCAUUCAAGCGAUAACAUUGAAUGCUCUGCAAUGGUAUUACAGAUAUACCUAAAGUUGGAUCGAAUAGAUUUGGCCCGAAAAGAGCUGAAGAGGAUUCAGGAGNACGGACGACGACUCGACUCUUUGCCAGACGCUUUCUAUAUAUACCAGGAGUUGGCCGACAAAUACGGCGCUUCGCCUCUACUUCUCAACGGACAGGCGGUCGCACUGAUAGGUCAGGCGAAGUAUACGGAGGCCGAGGCACUGAUUCAGGAGGCUAUCGAUAAGGACAGCAAUAACGCCGAAACACUAAUCAAUUCUAUUGUUUUGACCCAAUAUUUGGGAAAACCUCCAGAAGUGACCAAUCGUUACAUCAGUCAACUGAAAGACUCCAAUACUAACCAUCCCUUCAUUCAAGACUAUGUAGCGAAGGAACGGGAGCUCCAGAAUGUCAUCCAAUCUUAUAAAAUAUAA